This is a messenger RNA of Teleopsis dalmanni, 390 nucleotides long. RefSeq names its product transcription initiation factor IIA subunit 2-like. Gene Ontology annotation, biological process: RNA polymerase II preinitiation complex assembly; transcription initiation at RNA polymerase II promoter. Gene Ontology annotation, molecular function: TBP-class protein binding; RNA polymerase II general transcription initiation factor activity. Gene Ontology annotation, cellular component: transcription factor TFIIA complex. The coding region runs from base 9 to 353 and encodes 114 amino acids. The record is from RefSeq and is a predicted model, not a curated record. Lineage: Eukaryota; Metazoa; Arthropoda; Insecta; Diptera; Diopsidae. The transcript has 2 exons.
AAGGCAACAUGUCUUACCAACUCUAUCGUAGCACCACUUUAGGAUGCAUAUUACAGGAAACUUUGGAUGAGCAGUUAAAUUCUGGGAAAAUUCGAGCGCCAUUAGCGUUAAAAGUAAUGGAUCAAUUCGAUAAAAGCAUGAGCAAGGUGCUUAACGAACGUAUUAAAGCAAAAUGUACAUUCAAGGCAGGAAAACUUGAUACAUAUCGUUUCUGCGAUAAUGUUUGGUCACUGUUUCUGAAAGAUGUCGAAAUUCGCGACCGUGAAAAUUCUAUCAAAGUGGAUAAUGUAAAAAUAAUUGCGUGUGAAGCGAAACGCCGCAAAUUAUGUGAAUGGGAUGGUGAAAUUCAUUGAGAUGGCGCGUCUUUUUAUUAACAAUACUUGGAUCAAC